Molecule: messenger RNA, 2676 nt
Organism: Colossoma macropomum (tambaqui)
Lineage: Eukaryota; Metazoa; Chordata; Actinopteri; Characiformes; Serrasalmidae
Gene: pde5aa
Product: phosphodiesterase 5A, cGMP-specific, a
Exons: 21
Coding region: 1-2676 (891 amino acids)
Biological process (GO): signal transduction
Molecular function (GO): protein binding; 3',5'-cyclic-GMP phosphodiesterase activity
Source: RefSeq, a predicted model, not a curated record
AUGCCGUGCCUACACACAGAAAACCAGGUCAGGAGCCCUGUGGACCCCAAGACCCCCCCACACCCUUCCCCAGAGACUACACAGAGGAGUAAGAAGAAGAAGAAGGAAGACAGGCAGAGUGGAAAGGUUCUCCCUCCUCUGUGGAGCUUACAAGCUAAAACUGGGCAGUGGGGCUUCCGAAAGGCCCUGGAGGGGCCAGUGGAGAUACAGGAGUCAUGGUCAGAAGACCACUCAGAGACUAUCAACAGUCCAAGGUACAAGAGGUCCUGCGGGGAGAACCUUCGUUUUGUAAAGAUGUCUGGCUGGGUUCGGAUGCACCCCGAGUUGAGCAUGCUUCUACAAGGCAGGCGCAGGGACUCCCACCCUCCAUGCGGAUCCUCCUGUAGACUUGUGCCCCCUGCAGCACUGGAGAGACCAUGGUUGUGUUUAUCUCUAAAUCAUUUUGAAGACAGCAGUGGGGGUCAUUUAGUGAGAUCACUGCUGUUUCCAGAAUCUUCCAUCACACAUCAGUACCACCAACCACGACCAGGAAGAUCGCCAUGCUCUGCUGGGCCUUGUGGGUUAGGCAAGUGCUGUGACUGGAUGAUGGGGCUGUUGGGAGGCAGAGCCAGUCAUCUGAAGUGCCAGGAAAUCUGUAACAAGGUCUUGGUGCACAUCUGUGAUAUUGUUGCAGCUGAACGCUGCUGCCUUGCCAUGACAACCACAGAUGAGGCUGGUGGUCGAGUUCUGGGACCUUUCUUCCAAACAAAAAAGACCCAAAACCACACACACCCAGACUGGGAGAGAAGCAUAAUGGGAUAUGUAGUCAGCACAGGGUGGCCUUUGAAUAUUUCAGAUGCUUAUGAGGACACGCGAUAUCACAUAGGAGUGGAUGAACCAGCAGCCUGCAGACCUAAGAGCAUCCUGAGUGUACCCAUCAAAAACCAGCAUGCUGAGGUUAUUGGUGUUGUCAUGGCAGUGAACAAGACGGGAACAGCCUGUUUUUUCUCAAAGCAAGAUGAGAAGGUCCUGUCAUCACACUUGGCUUUGUUAGGAGUGAUUUUGGAAAAUAAACAGCUCACUGAAAGGUUUGAACAGGAGCGCCACCACAACCAGGUCUUGUUGGAACUGGUCCGGCUGCUGACCGAACAUCAUCAAUGUUUGGAGACUCUACUCAGUAAACUGUCUGCUGUCAUCCUGCAGGCUUCUAAAGCGAAACUCUGUAAAAUCUUCAUUUCAGAUCAGAGUGACAGGGAGUGUUUCUCGUGGAUGGUGUGUGAAGAGCGUGUUGACCACGGUCGCUCAACACACCACUCCAAAAGGGAAUUUGAUGUGAAUGAUGUCUCCUACAUGUAUGCUGUGAGAGUCCGUAACUCCAAUGAAAUGCUGAAUAUCUCUAACGUCAAGAGUGUGACUCAACCGACGGCUGCAGGUGUUCAGAGUUUGAUCUGUGCUCCAAUCAGAGACUCUCAGAGGAACCUGGUCUUAGGUGUGUGUGAGCUGCUGAAUAAGGUCAGUACAGACUCUGAUGAAGGGAGUGGUUUCAGCAGGGCAGAUGAGCGCCUCCUGCAGACCUUUGUAGAGUGCUGUGCUCUGGCUUUACACACUUACACUGUCCAGCAAGAAGCCGAGAAAAACUUCACCAAACUGACCAUCACUGAGGAGGUUCUUUCUUACCACAUUUCUGCUCCUGUGGAUGAGGCUGAGGCUCUGGAGAAGUGUACAGUUCCUUCAGCGCACUCUCUAGGGCUGAUGGAAUUUAGCUUCAGCGAGGCUGGCUUGUCUUUGGCUGCUAGCGCUCAGGCUGCUGUGCGCAUGUUCCUGGACCUUGACCUGCUGCAGAACUUCAACAUAGAGUAUAAGACUCUGUGUCGGUGGGUGUUGAGCGUAAGGAGGGGCUACAGGAGUAACAUAGCCUAUCACAACUGGAGCCAUGCCUUAAGCACCGCGCACUGCAUGUUCGCCAUUAUCAGAAGAACAGAGCAGCUUCAGAGUAAUUUAAGCAGUUUGGAGAUUUUGGCUCUGAUGGUUUCAGCUUUGAGUCAUGAUCUCGAUCACAGAGGUGUCAAUAACUCCUACAUACACAGAACGCAGCACCCAUUAUCUCGACUCUACACACACUCCACUCUGGAACACCAUCAUGUUAACAUCUGUCUGCUCAUCCUCAACAACCCUGACAGUAGAAUUCUCUGUAAUCUCGCAGCUGAAGAUUAUAAAGCCUGUAUUGGGAUGAUUGAGAAGAACAUUCUGGCUACAGACCUGACAGUUCACACACAGAGAAGAUCUGAGUUCUUUCAUUUGGUUGAUAAUAAGACUCUGCGGUGGGAGAACAAGGAGCACAGAGAUCUGCUGAGGUCGGUGUUGAUGACGGCCUGUGAUGUGUGUGCAAUCACCAAACCCUGGAAAGAACAAAAACGAAUUGCAAGGCUGGUUGCAGAAGAAUUCUUUGCACAAGGAGACCGAGAGAAACGUGAAUUCAACAUUCAGCCAGACGCUGUGAUGGACAGAGUGAACAGCACUCGUUUAGCUGAGUUGCAGGUCCAGUACAUCGACUCUGUCUGUUCACCGCUGUAUGGGGCCCUGUCCAGUCUGUUUGAAUCUUGUUCUCCUUUAAAGGAUGGUUGUACAAAAAAUAGAGAGAAGUGGCAGAUGCUGGUGGAAAAAGGAAAACAAAAGAGGGAUGCAGUAAAAGAAUGA